This is a messenger RNA of Funneliformis geosporum, 358 nucleotides long. Lineage: Eukaryota; Fungi; Glomeromycota; Glomeromycetes; Glomerales; Glomeraceae. The record is from the annotation of a GenBank genome assembly.
AUAACAAUACCAUUUCUUAUAAAAUUGAUGAGUCUCUAGCUAUAAUAACUUUUAUUGAAUUUGAGUAUCAGAAAUGUCUUUCUAUAAGAUAUUUUAUUGAAAAGCUUUAUAGUUUUAUAGCCAGUACAGGCACUUCUCUCCAAAUUAUAAAAAUAGAUGAAAACCAAGAAGUUAUAGGAAAUCUUAUUAAGAAUGCAGAUUUUAACGCAUUUGCUACUUCUUGGAAACUUAGUCUUAAAGAAGCUGAAAUCCUUAAAUUCAAUCAAAAGCAUUCUAUUGCAAAUAUUAUAGCACUUAAACAUUUUUAUAUUUUACCUGAAGCUCAGAAGCAUUUCUUAUGGUUGUCUUAUUUUCGAAG